Molecule: messenger RNA, 800 nt
Organism: Chanos chanos (milkfish)
Lineage: Eukaryota; Metazoa; Chordata; Actinopteri; Gonorynchiformes; Chanidae
Gene: bcl2l12
Product: BCL2 like 12
Exons: 5
Coding region: 286-615 (109 amino acids)
Biological process (GO): regulation of extrinsic apoptotic signaling pathway
Source: RefSeq, a predicted model, not a curated record
AAAACUCAACUCUCGGGCCUCCUUAAACUAAGGUCAAAAAAGGAUGACCCACGUCCUCAGAGGCCGAACUCACUCCCAAUCCAAAAAGAGGCGGAGCCAGACAAACCGGUAACAUCACCGUCACACCCACCUGAGUUCUAUGACGAGGUGGCAGAGACUUUGAACAGAAUCGCCCGACACAGUGUUAAAAAGAAAUCCCCCAUUAAACCUGAACCUCCACCUCCAGACCCUCCCAAAGCCACUGAUAAAACAUCCAUCGUGCAACAGCUCGUUCAUGUUUUGUGUAUGGAAGGUGACGCAAUGAAUGAAAAGAUUAACGCCAGUCCGUUCCUGCGCAGCUCUCUGAAUCGACUCUCCUACCCCUCCUUCGCCAAACUUCUCGACACAUGUGCCAAUAUAAACGUGGACCCGCCCCUCACUGCGCCUGUCAGCCCUACCCUGAGGCGGGUCGCCAUCACCAUGGAAGUGUCACGGCGAGUCGUCACGGCAACAGGUACCCCGCAACGGUUACAAGGCUACGCCGAGCGCUACAUGGAAAAUUUCGCACCUUGGGUGAAGAGUCAGGGAGGAUGGGAAAACAUCGUCCAGUCGGAAGAGGCUCUGGAGUGUGACUGACAAUGUUGAGUAAUGGAUGAGUGUGUGGAAGAAUCCUACCUUUUAUAACAUGAACGCUGAACUCUGACCUCCGCGUUACGGAAAAGAGAGAGGCAACGGUGCACAGUGACCAAGAGUGUAAACACUAUUGAUGACAGUGGUUUCAGCCUCUACUAAUGUAUUUAUGAGGGGAAAAAACAUUUGGA